CGCCCGCACACCCAGCUGUGAGCGGUACCGAAGCCCGGGCAUGGAGCUGCCGGAUUCGGUCCGUCUGCGGCUGGGAAACUUCAGCCGGACCGUGUUCAGCGACUCCAACCGGACUGGGCCGGAGUACAACGAAAGUCCGGCUGGUUCUCCGCAGUGGGUGAAGUACCUUCGAGAGGCCGGGCCAAGAGCUGGGGCUGGGACUGGGACGUAUCUCAGCCCUGAUACCCGGCCAGUCCGGGGUUGAUCGUGCCGCGGCCUGGCCAGAUAAUGAAAUGGUUUCCAGUUUGGCACUGCAGAUGUCCCUUUAUUUUAACACUUACUUUUUCCCACUUUGGUGGGUGAGCAGCAUGAUAAUGCUUCAGGUGAAGUAUUCAGUCUUGCCUGAUUACUACAAAUUCAUUGUGGUCACUGUUAUCAUCCUAAUAACCUUAAUUGAAGCUAUCAGGUUGUAUCUGGGCUACAUGGGUAACCUACAGGAGAAGGUUCCUGAGUUGGCUGGCUUUUGGCUUUUGAGCCUUCUAUUGCAGUUGCCUUUAAUUCUUUUCUUGCUCUUUAAUGAAGGCCUAACAAAUCUGCCCUUGGAAAAAGCGGUACACAUCAUCUUCACUAUGUUCCUUACUUUCCAAGUUGUUUCAGCAUUUCUUACCUUGAGGAAAAUGGUAAAUCAGUUGGCAACUCGUUUCCACCUCCAAGACUUUGACCGUCUUUCUGCAAAUAGAGGAGGCAUGAGAACAAUGAGAUCCUGUAUAGAAGAGAUUUGACCCAGUGCUGUUGAGUGAAAAUCUUAAAGAUCAUUCCAGAAGACUGCAAAAGUUAAGAAAAAUCAGAGAUCUAGCAUGAGAUAAAGGACAAAACAAGUUUUGGAAUUAUAUACUCUCUAGCUCUGAAAUUCCAAAUUUGGGGGCAAUGAUAAGACUAUACAGUACACGAAAGCAGUAAGUCACCCUAAAGCCUAGACGUUGUUCACCUGAUGCCAAAUAACUUAAUUUUUAGUUUAUUGUCAACUGUCUCAGAUGUUAAAAUUCUGUGGUGGUGGCCACAGUUUACCAGCUUUAUUGUAAUAUGGCUAGUUAACACCUGUAACUAGAAAUGUAUAUAUUUCUUUUAAACUUGUUGGCUAUCCAUAUGCUGGCAGUAUAUCUGAAGCACAUGGAAAUUCUUGUCAAUAUUCUGGUGUAUUAGACUACAGUUGUAAACAAAAACACCAAAUGUUCAUGUCUGCUAUGGUUACAUUUUAACCCUAGUCUUAGCUAUUAUACUGAGGUUGCGAAGAAAACAGGUGGAUUAUCAUGGUAUUUAGGAAAUAUUUUUUUAUCAUAAAAUUGUAACUUUUGUAAAACCAUGUUCAGUAUUUAUGGUGAUGGUGGUGUGCAAAAUGUCUUUCCUAUAAAUUAUAAAAUAUUUAUGUUAAAGUAGCUGCAACAAAUCAUUCUUGUCUUGUACAGUUCUUUUGAGUUGAGUUUGUUAUUUUUAUUACAGAGUUACAAUGGAAGGAAGGAGAAAAAAUAUAUAUUGGAGAGCCUUCUAUGUAGUCGGCACUGUACUAAGCACAUUAAUCCUUGAGAUCUCGUCUACUAAAAUCAUUAUUCACUGAAGAACUGCCUUAUAAAUAAAUUCACCCAAUAAAUUCACAUGAGGCUUGAUUUGAAAACCAAGCCUAUGGGUGCCUAUUAGUACACGGUAAGCGCUAACGUGGCCAAAGGGACUAUACUCAUGGUCUUAAAUGAGCAUGGUCCCUUGCUAAUAGGAAAAACUUGUUUAAGGAAAUUCUGUUAGAAAUAAAAUUACUUGGAUGUACUUAACAUUUUAUUUUUAAGUGAUUAUUGGAUUGUCUUAAGGAAUAUACAGUAGUUUCCCCUUAUCUGGGUUAUACGUUCCAAGACCACCAGUGGAUGCCUGAAACCUCGGAUAAUACCCAAUACUAUAUAUUCUAUGCUUUUUUCUUACACAUAUAUAACUAUGAUAAAGUUUAAUAUAUAAAUUAGGCACAGGAAGAGAUUAACAAUAAUAAUAGAAUAGAACAAGUAUAACAAUAUACUGUAAUAAAAGUUUGUAACUGUGGACUCUCAAAAUAUUGUAUGCAAUUUUUCACUUAAGGGAAGCAUUUUAUAGCUUCUCUUUGGCAUAUCCGAAUUGUCAGCAUCACUACUCUUGCUCUCUGAGGCCAUUAUUAAGUAAAAUAAGGGUUACUUGAGCACAAGCACUGUUGACUGUCAACCUGAUAACUAACUAAUGGGCGGGUAACCUAUCUACUGUUUGGAGAUGUUAAAGGGAUGAUUCAUGUCCCAGGCAGCACUGAGCGGGACAGCUCAAGACUUCAUCACACUAAGCAUUCGCACAAUUUAAAACAUUACUUGCUUAUUUCUGGAAUUUUCCAUUUAAUAUUUUAGGACUGUAAUUGACUAUGGGUUAUUGAAACUGGAAAGCAGAACUGCAGGUAAGGGGGGACAAAUGUAAUAUUUCUUUUCUACAGGGAAAUGUGGCUUUAUAAGUAAUGUAUUUUACUGAGAAACAGUUGUAGCUACAUUAAAAUUUGU
Rhinolophus ferrumequinum (greater horseshoe bat) is the source of this 2537-nucleotide messenger RNA. It is a transcript of the gene TMEM17, whose product is annotated as transmembrane protein 17. Bases 273 to 761 code for a protein of 162 amino acids. Gene Ontology annotation, biological process: non-motile cilium assembly. Gene Ontology annotation, cellular component: ciliary transition zone. The transcript is spliced from 5 exons. Lineage: Eukaryota; Metazoa; Chordata; Mammalia; Chiroptera; Rhinolophidae. The record is from RefSeq and is a predicted model, not a curated record.